Messenger RNA from Vicia villosa (hairy vetch), 1447 nucleotides. RefSeq names its product protein ANTHESIS POMOTING FACTOR 1-like. Gene Ontology annotation, cellular component: Set1C/COMPASS complex. Gene Ontology annotation, molecular function: chromatin binding; protein binding. The transcript has 11 exons. Bases 136 to 1152 code for a protein of 338 amino acids. The record is from RefSeq and is a predicted model, not a curated record. NCBI's taxonomy places the organism in Eukaryota, Viridiplantae, Streptophyta, Magnoliopsida, Fabales, Fabaceae.
AUAUAUCCCGAAGGUCAGCACUUCCCGAGUGAUUCCCAACAAAUCUAUAGGAAGUAGGAUGCGAUGUGUAAAAGGAGUGUGAGAAGUUGAGUAACUGCUUGUGCGUGCGUCUUUGCUCAGCUCAGUUCUUCGACGAUGACGACAUCACUUUCAGAGCUUGAUGACGACAUCGUCCGCACCAUGUCUAUUGGAGCAGUUUUCUCUGACUUCGUUGGGAAGAUAUAUUCAAUUGAUUUCCAUCGUAAGGAUGAUUUACUUGUCACAGCUAGUGAGGAUGAUUCAGUGCGCCUCUAUGACAUUGCUAAUGCUAAGUUGUUGAAGACCACUUAUCAUAAGAAACACGGUACUGAUCAAAUAUGCUUUACUCAUCAUCCAAGUUCUGUCAUAUGCUCUUCAAGGUACAAUUUGGAGUCUACUGGAGAAUCGCUGCGGUAUUUAUCAAUGUAUGAUAACCGCUGUCUACGAUACUUCAAAGGGCAUAAACAGAGAGUUGUUUCUCUCUGCAUGUCUCCUAUCAACGAUAGUUUCAUGUCUGGUUCUGUAGACCACAAUGUAAGGUUAUGGGAUCUACGUGUAAAUGCCUGCCAGGGAAUCUUACAUGUACGUGGUAGACCUACUGUUGCCUACGACCAACAAGGCCUGGUCUUUGCCGUAGCAAUGGAAGGGGGAGCUAUAAAGUUGUUCGAUUCACGUUCAUAUGACAAGGGUCCCUUCGACACCUUUCUUGUUGGUGGUGAUAAAGCUGAGGUUUGUGAUAUUAAAUUCAGCAAUGAUGGAAAAUCAAUGCUUCUGUCUACUACUAAUAACAAUAUAUAUGUUCUUGAUGCAUAUGGAGGAGAUAAGCGCUGUGGUUUUAGUUUGGAACCGUCUCAUGGCACCUCAACAGAGGCGACAUUUACCCCAGACGGGAAGUAUGUAGUGGCAGGUUCAGGAGGCCGGACAAUGCAUGCUUGGAGUAUUGAUAGGAACAGCGAGGUAGCAUGUUGGAGUAGCCAUAUUGGCGUGCCUUGGUGCUUGAAAUGGGCUCCUCGUCGAGCCAUGUUUGCAGCUGCCUCAACUGUUCUCACGUUUUGGAUACCUAACAACGAACCAAAGCUGAAAGAUGAGGAUGCUGACACAGGCGCUGAACCGGGACUUCAGCCCCAACAUUGAACCAGCACAGACGAGGAUGUUGACACAGGCGCUGAACCGGGACUUCAGCCCCAACAUUGAACCAGCACAGACGCUGAACAUUGAACCAGCACAGACGCUGGUACAUCAACAAAUCAAUAGGCCUUUUGCUUUUUUGCUUUUGAGGAUGCAACUUAGCUAGAUCUUGUAUAUUGUAAAUUCCAUAAAAUCCGACUAUUAAAUGGAUGCUCUUCUAGUAGUCAAACAAGUUUAUUUUUAAUUGUUUAAAUGGUGAUAUGUUUGCCCUGCCUUGAAAAAAUUAUGGAUAAAUUGAAAA